GCGCCCCUUUUUUUUACAAAAUCCAACCAAUAAGAAUGUCGGCUGCCGUCGCCCUUUCCGUCCAUUCCAACGAAGCUGAGCAUGCUGAUGCGGCCAUCAAGCUGCAAAACCGCCUGUCGCAGCGCAUGGAACCGAGCGAGCUGCUCGAUCGCAACAUUCUGAAAAGCCUCGAAACGGCGCCUGCCAUUCAGGCUGCGCAGACAGAGCUGGAGCGCGAACGACUCCGACAGACGCUCGAUUCCAAGCUGGCCGCGCGUCCCGAACCGCUGGAAGCCGCCUCCCUCAUCAACUCGACCGAGGAUGCCGCCGAUUUGCACUCUCGCGACGCCACCAUGGCCUCUACUGGCAUCACCCUCGACCAGAAGCUGGCCAGCAGGCCCGACAAGGAGACCCUGGUCGAGCGCAACAUUCUCAAGGACUCGCACUUGGCUCCUGCCCUCCAAGCCGCCGAGGAGGAACUCAAGAAGCAGCGCAUGGAAGACAAGCUCAACCACAUGAUUGAGCACCGUCCUCCCGUCCACGACCUGGUCGAGCACAACAUCAUCAAGGAUGGAGGACUCGCCCCAGCUCUUCAGCAUGCCCAUGACGACCUGAAGAAGCACAUGCUCGAGGACAAGCUCAACCACAAGCUUGAAAAUCGCCCCGAAGUCAGCGAUCUUGUUCAGCAGCACAUCAUGCACGACCGCAGCGUUGCGCCAUCACUCCAGUCGACUCAAGACUCGCUGAAGAAGGCCAUCAUUGAAGACAAGCUCACCGAAAAGCUGGAGCACCGCCCGACUCAGGCAGAGCUCAAGAAGAAGCACGUCCUCUGAAGUCGCUUUCAGGUGGCAUGUGAUGUUAGUUGUCAAUAUGAACGGAGACAAUGCAAGAUGUUAGUGUCAAUAUGAACGAAGCAAAUGUAUGCUCGAUUGUUCUUGUCUUCAAUUUAACUUGCCGAUUUCGGUGC
Molecule: messenger RNA, 946 nt
Organism: Capsaspora owczarzaki ATCC 30864
Lineage: Eukaryota; Filasterea; Ministeriida; Capsasporidae
Exons: 6
Coding region: 36-812 (258 amino acids)
Source: RefSeq, a predicted model, not a curated record